Zea mays is the source of this 1883-nucleotide messenger RNA. RefSeq lists its product as uncharacterized. Gene Ontology annotation, molecular function: DNA binding. The transcript has 6 exons. NCBI's taxonomy places the organism in Eukaryota, Viridiplantae, Streptophyta, Magnoliopsida, Poales, Poaceae. The record is from RefSeq and is marked validated. Bases 202 to 1527 code for a protein of 441 amino acids.
CUCCCUCCUCUUGUCUAUUCUUCUUCUCCAGUGCAAACCGGCGCUUCUCGCGCCGUCCUUCCCCUUCUCCUUGCGCAGGUUCAGGCCUGACCGCCUGAGAAACUGGAAGGUGGCGGCGACCUCGGGGGUUGAUCGGCGACUUGGGUCGGAUUAGUUUCCGGAAGAGCACUGGAGGAGAAGGCCUGUUUGGAGCAAAUUCCGAUGGCAACCGGCGAGACCGCCGUGGAUCGUUGCAAGGACCCUCUCGGCCCCCGCGACAUGGAUUUGUCAGGGGAGGAGCACGUCCCCAAGGCGCGGAAGCCGUACACGAUCACGAAGCAGCGGGAGAAGUGGACGGAGGACGAGCACCGGCGGUUCCUGGAGGCCCUACAGAUGCACGGUCGCGCCUGGCGCCACAUACAAGAGCACAUCGGCACCAAGACUGCCGUGCAAAUCCGGAGCCACGCGCAGAAGUUCUUCACCAAGGUGGUCCGAGAGUCAUCGUCAGGAAGUAACGCCUCCGCGGGCGCGGCGCCGGCAAUCCAGGUCCCGCCGCCGCGCCCCAAGAGGAAGCCGGCGCACCCUUACCCGCGCAAGGUGGACGGCGCGGCCAAGAAGCCCGCGCCGGAGCUCAAGCUGAUGGAGAAGCUGCCCCCGCGUGACCGGGAUGAAGGGUCGCCGACAUCGGUGCUUGCCUCGGCGCGCACGGCGUCGCGAGCGGAGGUGUUAUUAGGCAGCGCGUUCGCGAACAGCUCGAGCGCCAGCAGGUCGCGGGGCCUGUCAGCUUCCGGUUCGGAUGAGCGUGGUGACGGUGGCGGCUCGCUGGUCUCGUCGGUGGCCGGGGAGCACGGCUGCGCAUCGCCAAGAACGAGAGCGCCAUAUACCAAGGUGCUCGUUGAAGCAAACGAAGUGUCGGAUCUAGGACCGGAAGCUCCAGUCUUGAAGCUGUUCGGAAAGAAAGUUGUGGUGAAAGACCUGAAAACGGACUAUUCACCUGCGGCUGCGAGCGUUGCCAAGGCAAGCAGAGACCGGAAUCCUAUCGGUGCCGCAGGAGCGAGCUCAUGGAGUCCGUGGCCGGGCAGCGUGCAGGUGCAGCAGCUCAUGUACUUCGUUCCCCAGCACGACGGCCUCGCGGCGCAGCCCGUCGCGCCGUGGUUCGGCUACAGCGGGAGCGUGCCGUGCGCGGUGUUCUACCCGCAGGCGGUGGCUUCAGCUCAGGAGCACCAGCAAGCUUCAGAGCCUCUGGAUCACAAACGCGCGCAGACGGAAAGGUCCCUGACAGGUUCGAACAUGGCCUCCAGCGCCGCGUCGGCGGCGCAGAACUCGGACACCGCGCAGUCCCACCACGGUCCCGGACAAGAAAACACCGGCGACGGCUGCGCGGCGCUUCGGGCUGCCAUCCCGCGGCUGGCCAAGUGCGCGAGUUCGGCUUCCUGCAGCGGGAGAGGGUUCGUGCCGUACAAGCGGUGCGCGGCCGAGAGCGAGGCGCCGCGCCCGGUGGCGCCCGGAGAGGAGGAUGACGGCGAGCUGACGAGGCUGUGCUUGUGACAACUGACAAGAGCUGAAACCUCGGUGUAAAGAACUCACGACGCACUUUUUGGAUGUUGGGCUGCUGCUGACAUGCAUGGCUGCCUGCACAUGCUCUGCAGAAGCAGCUAGCCUGGGAACAGGUUUUCCAGGAGAGACGGAUGAGCAACUCUGGUUCUUACCCCUCGGUAUAUACGCGUAUAUAUAGGCAAAAUCUGUACUCAUAUUCCGCUUUUGUUUCACCACUUGUGUAAUUUUUUCCCCAACAUGAGAUAGAGAGGGUUGUGUGUGUGUCAAUAGUCUGAGCACAUGUAAAUUUUAGGCUUGUACCAUCUGGACGAAAUGUAAUAGGGAGCAGGCGGAAUGAGCCACUUUGC